GCUGACCCCCGCCGUGCCAUGGCGCUCGAGCCUCUUCAAGGAAGGCUUCCACUUCCUCGGCCUUGGUGACCGCGACAAGCUUGCAUCCGCACACCACUAGAUGGCGAAAUCAUCUACAGCAAGAAACAGACGUGUGCUGCAUCCCCGAGCACGGGCGGAGGCUGCGUCGAGCAUCACCCCGGUUACCUGUCCAUCCGCAUGCCAAGGAGUCGAGGCUGCCGGCUCCACGCUCAUUCUCACCUGGAUUCCGAACGCCACGCUAAAGCGCAACCCCCACAGUAUCGAUGCCCAUACCCCUGGCGGAUCUCCCCUGCGCAGCCUCGUCGGGGUCAGCCCGUCGGGGUCGCCGAGGCUGUCUCGCUGCGACAGCGCCGCGUCACGAGUGUCGGUGAAUAGCGAGCCAGGCAAGGAGUUGACAUCACCGGACCAGGAAUACAGGAGUCUGGACAGCUGGGCGUCUGUCACUGUGCCGUGCAGUGCGCGCCGGGGAUGCCCACGUAACAGCAGGGACUGCACGAAGAGCAUCACGUCGCAGGCAGACUCCGGCAUCGGAGCCGAGGAUCUGCCGAAGAUGGUGUUGACGGUUGCCAGCGGCGACGCGAAUGGCACGAACAUCAGCCCCGACACCGAGUCCUCACAGAGCAGCGGCAUUCACGAGGAAGCACCCCCUGGUGGUGCGACCGCGCAGCCGACGAUCGCUCGCGGCGGCGGUGCGCUGACGGACAGAUGCAACGGUUAUGGCGAGAACGAACGAGAGGCGCUGAUCCACAACGGAGAUAAGACGGACGCGUGCUCGGCCGCGACCCCUGACCCCGGUGCGCAGUCGCCGACGUCGUCACGAAUCGAACAACAUCGCCAAAACCAACAACAACAACAACAACAACACCAACAACAACAACAACAACAAAAACAACAACAACAGCAACAGUCGAACGUGCCUGAAAUCUGUGAAAGUGCCACCGAUCAUCCGGCUAACGGCCGCGUUGAUGACACAGGAGCGCCCCCUGAUGGUGAUGCCAUCAAUGCCAAUGGAGCGCCCCCUGAUGGUGAUGCCCUCAAUGCCAAUGGAGCGCCCCCUGAUUGCGACACCAUCAAUUCCAAUGGAGCGACCCCUGGUGGCGAUGCCAUCAAUGCCAACGGAGCGCCUCCUGGUGGUAAUGUCGCAAACUACGCGAGCGUGCUCAAGGAGGUGCGCAAGGAGACGAAGCGACUCAUCCUGAACCUCGAGAUGGACGCCGACAAUAACUCCGCCGCCGCCCAGCAGAUGGCGCUCACGCCCGACAUCGAGAUCAGUCCGGAGACGGACGAAUCCGACGACGACGACGACGACGGCACGGACAGCUCGUCGACGCGGACGAGCCACGGGCCUGACUCGCUGCCGCCGUCCCUGCCCGACUCGCCGGUGAUGUCCUACCUGAAGCGCAACCCGAUCCUGCAGGACAACCCGGAGAGCAUCGCGCUCUCGCAGAGCCUCGGCAGCAGCUUCCACGAGGCCGGCGGCGGCGGCGGCGCGCACUUCUCACAGUACAGCCCGGGUAACCGGACGCCGCGCGAGCACGCGCUCGGCGUGUUCUCCGUCAACCUGCGGCAGAUGAAGUCCCUUCGUCUGUUCUUCAACAACGAUGAGGGCACGUGUGGUCAGCUGGUCAUCGCUAGCAGGGAGAGCCAGUACAAGAUCUUCCACUUCCACCGCGGCGGCCUCGACCGAGUCGUCGAAGUGUUCGAGGAGUGGAACUUCAUCGACAAGGCCAAGGAGAAGAUACACGACUACAGCAUGGCCAGUGAGAGCUGGCCUGCCAGGCGUGGGAGUGGAGGCGUAACGAUGACAUGCCACCCUGGCAGCUACAGCUACACAUUCCACCGCGAAUCCAAGCGGAGGUCGUCGUCGGAGAGACGGCAGCGGAUGUCCGGCGAACCCCCUCCGGUAAAUUCCGAGGAUGUCUUCCGGAAACCAGACGUCUGCGGUGAGCUGAGUCAUCGACGGUGCUCCCGAUCGCCAGGAUGCUCCGGGACGUCCGGAGACAGCCGCAAAGAACAGGAGUCGUUUACGGAAGAGCAGCAGGAGACGUUCUGGAGGCAAAUCCAGUGUACAGUGGACAAAGAUGUUGUUAGAACCGACCGCUCAAACCCCUUCUUUAAGGGUGAGAACAACCCAAACCUCGAGAUAAUGAGGAACAUCCUGCUGAACUAUGCGGUGUAUAACCCGCGCAUGGGAUACACGCAGGGCAUGUCUGACCUGCUAGCCCCCGUACUCAGAGCGGUGCACAGCGAAUCCGACACGUUCUGGUGUUUCGUCGGCCUCAUGCAGGGCACCAUCUUCGUGAGUUCGCCCAAAGACACUGACAUCGACAAGCAAUUGAGCUACUUGAGAGAACUGCUGCGAGAGAUGCAGUCGCCGUUAUACGAUCACCUCAGCCGUCAGAGCAACGCCCUUGAGUUGCUCUUCACGCAUCGCUGGAUUCUUCUCUGUUUCAAACGUGAAUUCCAGGAGCCGGACGCCCUGCGUAUGUGGGAGGCGUGCUGGGCACACUAUCAGACCGACUACUUCCAUCUGUUCAUCUGUGUGGCGAUCAUCGCCAUCUAUGGGCAGGAUAUCAUAACGCUGGACAUGCCGUCUGAUGAGAUGCUGCUACACUUCAGCAGCCUCGCGAUGCACAUGCGUGGUGACGUCGUGCUACAGAAGGCGCGAGGUCUGCUGCACCAGUACAGGCAGCUGCAGCGUAUUCCCUGCACGCUGCACGGUCUCUGCGACCUGUGCGGACCAGGCAUGUGGGACUCCGGUUUCUGCCCCGUCGUCGAAUGCCUCGGUGGCCACGCCGACGUAGGAGCGUGUCCCCACGGUGGCAUGCUACCCUCACAGCUACAUCACGGGCAGUAGUGGUCCCUGUGUGGUAGGAGCGUGUCCCCACGGUGGCAUCGUGUCGUCCCAGCUACAUGAC
Molecule: messenger RNA, 2939 nt
Organism: Priapulus caudatus
Lineage: Eukaryota; Metazoa; Priapulida; Priapulimorpha; Priapulimorphida; Priapulidae
Product: TBC1 domain family member 16-like
Exons: 12
Coding region: 101-2878 (925 amino acids)
Biological process (GO): activation of GTPase activity
Cellular component (GO): early endosome
Molecular function (GO): GTPase activator activity
Source: RefSeq, a predicted model, not a curated record